UCCAGAGCUCGACCCCUUUACUACAAUAUUACACAGCUUUUCGAAACUACCUUGAAUACACUUUUUCGAAAAAGGGCAUUGUAUUGUCUCAAUGGCUACUCUUGUUAUCUUGCUUGGGCUAGCAGCUCUCGUUUUCACCAUUACCGUGGCUGAUCACAGUCCACUGCAAGAUUUCUGUGUCGCGGAUCCAAGCAACAAAGUGAUUGUGAACGGACAGGCUUGCAAGGAUCCAAAGACAGUCCAAGCCUCCGACUUCUUCUUCAGUGGGCUUCACCUUCCAGGCAACACAUCGAACCCUGUCGGUUCAAAGGUCACCCCGGUGACUGUGGCCCAGCUCCCUGGGCUUAACACACUUGGCAUCUCAUUGGCCCGGGUCGACUAUGUUCCAUGGGGCAUUAACCCUCCUCACACCCACCCACGAGCCACCGAGAUCCUGACAGUUGUGGAGGGAACCUUAGAGGUUGGGUUCAUCACAUCCAACCCUGACAACCGCCUCAUCACCAAGGUCCUGAAUAAGGGAGACGUCUUCGUGUUCCCGGUUGGCUUGAUCCACUUCCAGAGGAACGUGGGUAAGAUGAAUGCUGUCGCUAUUGCCGCUCUCAGCAGCCAGAACCCUGGAGUCAUCACGAUCGCUAAUGCUGUGUUCGGGUCGAAGCCCGACGUUGCUGGAGAUAUCCUCGCCAAGGCUUUCCAAGUCGAUGCCGGUAUCAUCAAACAGAUUCAAUCAAAGUUCUGAUGAGGAACGGAAAAUAUUUAGGGUUGCAGAGCAUAUUGGUUUUUGUAAUGCUGGUCUGUUGCUUGCAUGUGUAUGUUUUGUGCGAGUGGUUUUUUGAUGUUCUUUGGUUUUCUCGGGUUUGUUCGGCAUAAGAGAAAGGGGGUUUGAUGCAAUGAAAUCACCCUCAGACUAGGCGUUUUGAGUUCGAUUUCCAUUGAUGUAACUUCCCCAUUCGUUGCAUUUCCCCUAUGCUCUCUAGCUUUAGAAAGCUAUAACAAGUCAGAGUUUGAGCAUGGGUGAGAGCUACUGUUUAAAAUCCUUCAAUGUAUGCUUGCUAUCAAACAUGCUGAGCUAUAGCGAUUAGCAAUACGAACAGCCAAAA
This is a messenger RNA of Punica granatum (pomegranate), 1097 nucleotides long. The record is from RefSeq and is a predicted model, not a curated record. Lineage: Eukaryota; Viridiplantae; Streptophyta; Magnoliopsida; Myrtales; Lythraceae.